Molecule: messenger RNA, 522 nt
Organism: Camellia sinensis
Lineage: Eukaryota; Viridiplantae; Streptophyta; Magnoliopsida; Ericales; Theaceae
Molecular function (GO): nucleic acid binding; zinc ion binding
Source: RefSeq, a predicted model, not a curated record
AUGAAGCCACCAGUGUUUCAUUGCGGAAUUGAACCGUUGAAGGCCGAGGCUUGGGUCUUAGGAAUUGAAAAGUUGUUUGAAGUAUUCCCAUGUACCGAAGCUCAGAAAAUACAACUAGCAACAUUCGCCCUAAAAGAUGAUGCCAGACGUUGGUGGACAUUAGUGCGAGAUGAUAAUAAGGAUGUUACUUGGGUUCGUUUUCUGGAAAUCUUCUACGAAAAAUAUUUUCCCCAAUGUGUGUGGGAUAGAAAGGCAGCGGAACUCAUGGAACUCAAGCAAGGAAAUAAAUCAAUGGCUGAAUAUGAGGCUCAGUUUACAGAAUUAGCUCGCUUUGCACCCCACAUGGUGGACACAGAUUACAAGAAAGCUAGACAGGUUGAAGGAGGCUUGCGUGACCCAAUUCUAGAUAAAAUCAAUGUACUCAAAUUGCCGAUAUAUGUGGAUAUACUUGAUAGGGCACUAAUAGCAGAGAGAAAUGUGGCCAACCGUAAACAAAAUUUCGAAUGGAAAGGCAAAAAAUAG